UCUUGGACACAUUCGUUUCAAUUUAUUAAAUGGAUUUGUCCACAAUUUUGAAAUUUGCAUUUAUUCUCGGACAAGUUUUUUGGUCAAGUUCGGAAUAUUUAGGAACCAAGGAUUCUCCAGAAGUAGCAAGACUCCGGGAAUAUCUACGAACCGAGUCGUCACACCCGACACCAAAUUACGAGGCAUGCAUAGAAUGGUUACACCGUCAGGCAGAUGAUAUCGGGCUUGUUUUUAAUUACGAGGAAUAUGACAAAUUCAAACAAAAUGGAUCUUUCGCCAUGUGGCUUACAUGGCUGGGAAGAUACCCUGGAUUAAAAUCAAUCAUAUUUGAUUCACACAUGGACACCGUGGCAGUAGAUCCGCCGAAGUGGGUCCAUCCCCCUUUUUCUGCGUAUAAAGAUGAAAACGGCCGAAUAUUUGCGAGGGGUGCAUCAGACAUGAAACCCACAACGGUCGCGACUCUGGAAGCAAUCAGGUCACUAAAAAAGGCCGGUUAUGUGCCACGACGUUCCAUUCACGUCGCAAUUUUCCCAGACGAAGAGCUGUUUAAUCGUGGCGUCAAAGGUUUUAUCAAGUCUGGUUCUUUCGCCCGGUUAAAUGUUGGCUUCGCCUUAGACGAAGGUCCAGGUGGAUCAAAGGAUAAAAUAUUUAUAUCAUACGUGCAGAAAACGCGUUGGCAGGUUAAAUUUAUUGUACGUGGACCGUCAACCCACACCGCGGCGAUGCCUCGAUCAACCACUGGAGAAAAAUUGACGUUUGUGCUGAAUAAAAUGAUGGCCUUUCGUGCAUCUCAGUUUGGAUUAAAUUCUAAUGAGACCAGCUCCGUUAAUUUGGUCCAGAUUGGUGGUGGACUUGCAACCAACGUAAUUCCUGACGAGUUAUGGGCAAUAUUUGACCUGCGUCUCAAUUCUGGAAUGUUGCCCAGUACGGAAACAUUUCUUCGAAGCGUUGCGGCAGAGUCAGGCAACGACACGAGCAUCCAAUUUUUACAAAAGGAUGACGAAUUCUCAAAAUCGAUUGUUAACGAUAACUCAAACAUUUGGUGGGUCGCUGCAUCAAAGAUGUGUAAGAAGCUGAAUGCGACCUGUACCCCAAUUAAUCUCGCCGCAGUUACGGAUGGACGAUAUUUCAGGAAUGAAGGGAUCACCGUGUACGGAAUGGGAGGAGCGGGUGGUGGUGGCGUUCAUGGUCAUAACGAGUUUAUUUCUGAAGACGCAUAUUUGCAAACAAUUGAACGAUAUGUCUUACUUUUAAAAACUUUUAGUUCAGUUGAGGAGUGAGAUUGACGUCGAAUUUAUUAUGUACGUAUGUACAUACAUACAAAUCUAUCACAAUUUUUUACUUGCUACAAAACUGUAUUGAUUAUGUACACGCAUUUUUUAGCAUGCUCGUGUUGCAAAUUCUGAAUAAACGUACUAUUCAAAAUACGUA
Messenger RNA from Folsomia candida, 1431 nucleotides. Its product is annotated as aminoacylase-1. Lineage: Eukaryota; Metazoa; Arthropoda; Collembola; Entomobryomorpha; Isotomidae. The transcript is spliced from 7 exons. Bases 30 to 1280 code for a protein of 416 amino acids. Gene Ontology annotation, molecular function: aminoacylase activity. The record is from RefSeq and is a predicted model, not a curated record.